CCCUCAUCCGCGACGCAGUAAAAAUUCCCAUUGUACAAUACAAUUUUAAUUUGUACAACAGCUGUUACUGCCCUUUGACUCACUCAUUUCGAACACACAUAUACACACACAUUCUCUCUCUAUAUAUUAGCUUUCUUCUUCGCGUACAUAAACCUUUCCAAGGACCUCCAGCUUACCUUUUGCUACGUAGAAACAUAUAGUUACGUAGGUACCUAAUCUUUCCUCUUAUUUAAACGUUCUACAAACUUUUCCCGGGCUUCCUAUCUACAUACAUACAUCUAUCUACAUACUUCACUUAUACAUUUACACUUGCACUUGCACUUGCGCGACACUACCCGAUCUCGCCCGCUAUGCCUACCGUCCACUUGCUCGACUACGUUGCGGGCAACGUACGGUCCCUAGUCAACGCCGUCGAGAAGUGCGGAUACAGCGUCGAAUGGGUUCGCAGCCCGGACGAGGUCUCGCGCGCAGACAAGCUGAUUCUCCCUGGAGUCGGCCACUUCGGUCACUGCACAAGCCAGCUCGCCUCGGCCGGAUACCUGCCCGCCGUCCGCGCGCACAUCGACGCCGGCAAGCCGUUCAUGGGCAUCUGCGUCGGCCUACAGGCGCUAUUCGAAGGCUCCGUCGAAGACCCGGCCGCCCCGGGCCUCGGCUUAAUAAAAGGCUCCCUGGACCGCUUCGACGACGCCCAGAAGUCCGUCCCGCACAUCGGCUGGAACAGCGCUAAUGCCGGCGGCAAGAGCUUAUACGACCUGCGCCCGGACAGCAAGUACUACUACGUCCACUCGUACAAGUACCCGUACGCGAAGGGCGAGCUGGAGAGCCAGGGGUGGACCGUCGCGACGGGGGAGUACGGCGGGGAGGUAUUCGUGGGCGCGGUCGCGAAGAACAACGUGCUGGCGACGCAGUUCCACCCGGAGAAGAGCGGCGUCGCGGGCCUCAGAGUACUAAAGUCGUUCCUGACGGGCGAGGGCGCAAAAACGGUCGGGCAGGAGGUGGCCGGACCGGCGCCGACGGGGGGCCUGACGAAGCGCGUGAUCGCGUGCCUCGACGUGCGGACGAACGACCAGGGAGACCUCGUCGUGACGAAGGGCGACCAGUACGACGUGCGCGAGAAGACGGACGACCGCGGCGUGCGCAACCUCGGCAAGCCCGUCGAGCUGGCUAAGAAGUACUACGAGCAGGGCGCGGACGAGGUCACCUUCCUCAACAUCACGAGCUUCCGGGACUGCCCGCUGGCCGACCUCCCGAUGCUCGAGAUCCUGCGGCGCACGUCGGAGACGGUGUUCGUGCCGCUGACGGUGGGCGGCGGCAUCCGCGACACGGUGGACACGGACGGGACCAAGGUCAGCGCGCUUGAGAUCGCGAGCAUGUACUUCAAGAGCGGCGCGGACAAGGUGUCGAUCGGGUCGGACGCCGUGCUCGCCGCCGAGGAAUAUCUGGCCGUGGGGCGCAAGCUCUUCGGCAACACGGCCAUCGAGCAGAUCUCCAAGGCGUACGGGAACCAAGCGGUCGUCGUCAGCGUCGACCCCAAGCGCGUCUACGUGCCCAAGGUCGACGCCACCCGCCACGCCACCAUCCGCACCGAGUUCCCCGGGCCCCGGGGCGAGGAGUACUGCUGGUACGCCUGCACGAUCAAGGGCGGCCGCGAGACCCGCGACCUCGACGUCGUCGAGCUGGUCCGUGCCGUCGAGGCCAUGGGCGCCGGCGAGAUCCUGCUCAACUGCAUCGACCGCGACGGUACCAACUCCGGCUUCGACCUCGAGCUGAUUGACCAGGUCAAGGCUUCGAUACGGAUCCCCGUCAUCGCCUCUAGUGGCGCCGGCAACCCGACUCACUUCCAAGAGGUAUUUUCCAAGACGCGGACGGACGCCGCCCUGGGAGCAGGUAUGUUCCACAGGGGAGAGUACACCGUCAAGCAAGUCAAAGAUUACCUAGCAGAAAAGGGGCUAGAAGUGAGACAAUUCGAGGGAGAGUUAUGAUGGAAACCCGGGGUCGAAGGAGGUAUAAAGGGUCUGGCGCAUUUAUCGCAUUAUGGCAUUUGGUAGAAAGGCGUUUACGGAUUUAGAAUAAGGA
Messenger RNA from Daldinia caldariorum, 2076 nucleotides. Its product is annotated as imidazole glycerol phosphate synthase HisHF. Gene Ontology annotation, molecular function: imidazoleglycerol-phosphate synthase activity; oxo-acid-lyase activity. Lineage: Eukaryota; Fungi; Ascomycota; Sordariomycetes; Xylariales; Hypoxylaceae. The record is from RefSeq and is a predicted model, not a curated record. The transcript has a single exon. Gene Ontology annotation, biological process: L-histidine biosynthetic process. The coding region runs from base 351 to 1982 and encodes 543 amino acids.